UUAAAUCCUUGCUGAAAUUGCAUAUGAAACCCAAUUUAUGUUUUCUGCAGUUCAUACAGUUAGCAGUGAGCUUGAAGAUCCUUCUCGGAUACAACCAGUUAUCUGGACGUCAUUAGUUUUAUGCACUGUUGUCUACAUAAUGACUAGCUUCUUCGGAUUCCUCCUAUUUGGUGACUCAACUCUUGGUGAUGUGCUGGCCAAUUUUGACACCGAUCUUGGCAUUCCUUACAGCUCUAUCGUCAGUGACAUAGUUCGCUUAAGCUAUGCUCUACACCUCAUUCUUGUCUUCCCAGUCAUCUUCUACCCGCUGCGUUUAAAUUUGGAUGGCCUCCUGUUUCCUUCUGCAAGGCCUUUGGUGUCUGAUAAUUGGAGGUUUGCUUUGAUGAGCAUAGGCCUAAUCUCUCUUAUCUUCCUAGGUGCAAAUUUUAUUCCCAGCAUCUGGGAUGCUUUCCAGUUCACUGGAGCUACUGCUGCAGUUUGUCUUGGGUUUAUCUUUCCCGGGACCAUUGUUCUAAGGGAUCCGCAUGGCAUAGCAACAAAGAAAGAUAAGAUCAUGUCAGUUUUCAUGAUUAGCUUGGCUGUAUUUUCAAAUCUGAUAGCUAUAUUCAGCGACGCCUCCAACCUGUUAAAGAAGAAUUUACCCUCACAUGCCUAGUAUCAUCACUGGGUUGAAGCUUUUUGGAAGAUGAAAUUGAGUUCUGACUUAAACAAGCUGUUCCGUGUAUUACCUAAAGUGAAUCCUUAAUGAAAUGAAUAACAUCACCAUCCAUUUGCAGGCAAAUCAUUACAUGUAGGAUGUGUUUGGAGGAAAGUUCAUUAAUGUAUGAUAUGGUAUUGAGAUGGUUUUACCUUAUUUGGAUCCUAUUCCAAAUACGUUGUAUGAUUUUUUUAAUGGCUUUUGCAUGGUUUUCC
Carica papaya (papaya) is the source of this 912-nucleotide messenger RNA. The record is from RefSeq and is a predicted model, not a curated record. NCBI's taxonomy places the organism in Eukaryota, Viridiplantae, Streptophyta, Magnoliopsida, Brassicales, Caricaceae.